ACACAGUCCGCUCCCCACCUCACUGUCCACGCCCCCCGGAGCGCUGGUCCGCAGUGGCGGAAGUGACGCCAGGCCAGGCCAGAGGGCCUAGUCGGGGGACCCUCGCAGUCGCUCGCGGCCGCACCCUUAUCAGUUCGGAGCACCAUGGCGCCCUUCCUCUUCCUCGUCUUCAUCUUGCAGGCCGGGAGCAAGGCUGAGAUGAGCACCGCGGACCCGGAGCUGUCCUCGGUGCCGAAACCAACCAGUGUUACAAUUGAGGCCUACAACUUGAAUGCUGUUCUGUUAUGGGAAUACCCACUCAUGCCACUUAUGCCUGUGUUUACUGUACAGGUUAAGACCUACAGAGAUGCAGUAUGGAUUGAUGCCUGCAAUCAAACAACUCAUCAUUAUUGUAAUAUCUCUUACAUAAUUAAUGAUCCAUCAAGUCCUCUCUGGGCCAGAGUUAAAGCUAGGCUUGGACAAAAAGAAUCAGCCUAUGCCAUGUCCAAAGAAUUUAUUUUGUGCCAACAAGGGAGGAUUGGACCACCGAAACUGGGUAUCAGAAAGAAGCAAGACCAGAUCAUUAUUGACAUAUUUCAUCCUUUAGCUGUUAUAAAUGGAAAAGAACCAGAAGCCAUAUAUGAUGAAGAAAAUAAUUGUCACAUGUUCAUCUACAAUGUAUAUGUGAGGAUAAAUGGAAGUGACACCACAGAUAGAACGUACAUACAGAAGGAAGAUGAUUGCAAUGAGACUCAGUGCCACUUGAGUAUCCCAGUGUCCUCACUGAAUUCUAAGUACUGUAUUUCAGCAGAAGGAGUCUCAGAUAUAUGGGCUGUCACAACUGAAAAGUCCAAAGAAAUCUGUGUUACCAUCAUUGACGAAAACAGAAUAGAAGAUUCUAUUUGGAUUCCAGUUGUUGCUGCUCUGGUACUCUUUCUAGUACUUACCCUGCCAUUUGUAUAUUGUCUCAUUAAGAAGAUCAAUCCAUUUAAUAGAGGAAGCAUCAUGUUACCCAAGUCCUUGCUAUCUGUGGUAAAAAAUGCCUCAUCAGAGACAAAAUCUGAAUCAAAAUACAUAUCACCCAUUACCUACCAACCAAUUGUCCCAGAAAAUGAGAAGGUGAUCUGGGAAGAGCAGUUGUCUGCCGCAACAAUUUCAGGUGUGCACACUGAGGACAAUCCAGGAGGAGGAGAACACACAGAAGAACUUUCUAGUGAGACAGAAGUGGUGACCACUGAAGAAAAUACCUCAGACACGUCAGCCUCUGGGAGCCUUCCGCCCCCAGAAAUGAGAGAGGAUUGUACCCAUUCCAGUAGCGACCAGUCUAAGCCCUGCGGCACUGCUGUAAAUGCGUAUCACUCCAGAAAUGGUUCUGAUAGUGGCCUUGUGGAAUCGGACAGCUUCUUAUCUGAUUCAGAAGUUUCCUCAAGUAAUAAAACUGAAAUAAAGACAGCAGGCCAAGAGUCCAUAACACUGAGAAACACUACCACCUCCUUUGGUUAUGAUAAACCGCAUGUCUUAGUGGAUCUACUGGUGGAUGAAGAUGGUAAAGAAUCCUUGAUUGGCUACAGACUUACAGCAGAUUCCAAAGAGUUUUCAUAAGAUCAUCCCAGGACAGAGCAGCUUACCCAUUCAAGCAGUAGCCAGUCUGAGCCCUGCAGCACCGCUUUAAACGUGUAGCCCUGCAGCCCUGCAGCAAUCAGGAUGCAACAACUUUGAAGGAUCUGAUUUUCCUGAACAGUUUCUCUGCUUUGGUAUCAUGAAAAUGGGAUGGUAUCAGAGACUGUAGCUUUGUUGAUGUUACCCAAAUAGAGCAUCUUGGUCUAGAUAAAAAUGUAAAGAUCCUGUUUGGGACUGUCUCAUUUGGUAUGAAGACUGCAAAGACUUAAAAAAAACACAAAAACAACUAUUGUCACAUAUGACCCUUUCCAUCUGGGUGGGUUAGCAGUAACAGUGAACAUGCUCUAAUAACU
Manis pentadactyla (Chinese pangolin) is the source of this 1952-nucleotide messenger RNA. It is a transcript of the gene IFNGR1, whose product is annotated as interferon gamma receptor 1. The record is from RefSeq and is a predicted model, not a curated record. Gene Ontology annotation, biological process: type II interferon-mediated signaling pathway. Gene Ontology annotation, cellular component: membrane. NCBI's taxonomy places the organism in Eukaryota, Metazoa, Chordata, Mammalia, Pholidota, Manidae. Gene Ontology annotation, molecular function: cytokine receptor activity; cytokine binding. The coding region runs from base 145 to 1581 and encodes 478 amino acids. The transcript is spliced from 7 exons.